This is a messenger RNA of Arabidopsis thaliana (thale cress), 1700 nucleotides long. RefSeq lists its product as uncharacterized. The transcript has 4 exons. Gene Ontology annotation, molecular function: NAD+ poly-ADP-ribosyltransferase activity. The coding region runs from base 128 to 1057 and encodes 309 amino acids. Gene Ontology annotation, cellular component: nuclear matrix. Lineage: Eukaryota; Viridiplantae; Streptophyta; Magnoliopsida; Brassicales; Brassicaceae. The record is from RefSeq and is marked reviewed.
CCUUAAGUCAUAGCUAUAAAUAUGAACUUGGACCUCAAGUUCUUUUCCUCUCUCAAGUAACAAAAUACUAAUUCAAAAGCUUUAUAAAGUUUCUUUUCUCAUUCGGUUCUAAAGUUCCUAUUUUUCAAUGGAUUACGUGAGAACCCAAGUCGAAGCUGUUUUUGAUGAUUCUGAGCAAGAUGGAUCAACCAUCUCUGAAUCUGGAAGCUGCGAUUCUUCUUCUGAUCGAUCUUUUGCUGACGAGCUUGGGCUUAUGGAGUUGCUUGAAGGAGAUAAAGCUCAUGAUUUGAUCUAUCGUAAUUGUAAAUCUGGUCUUGGUGAUCAAUGUCAGAUUCUCUCUGUUCUUAGAAACGGAUUUAGGAACGUUGGAUCUCGUGCAAAGCUCAAGACUUUUCAGGUUUUUCAAGAGGCGGUGCAGAUGAAACACGGUGGAGACGGUGGAGCUAAGGUGAAAUACGGUUGGUGCUCUGUUUCGAAACAUGAGCUUAAAACGAUUUUUGAGUAUGGGUUUAGCGAGCCGCUGAGGAAUGAUGGAUCUUUUGGCCGUGGAUUGUAUCUCUCGCCGGAUAAUUCUCCUCUUGAUUGUUUGAAGGAUUCAGCUUCAGAAUCAGAAGAUGGGAUGAGAUUCUUGUUGCUUUGUAGAGUUCUACUUGGAAAAUCAGAGAUUGUUCCUCAAGGCUCGACUAGAUCAUGUCCAAGUUCACCAGAGUUUGAUUCUGGUGUGGAUGAUUUAGUUUCUACGAAGAAGUAUAUUGUGUGGAGUACACACAUGAACACUCAUGUUUUGCCUGAGUUUCUUGUUUGCAUCAAAGCUCCAUUUAACCUAACUCGAAGUCCAAAGAGAUUGAGAUCACCAUGGAUGGCAUUUCCUGUAUUGAUCAAAGCAUUGUCCAAGUUUCUACCUCCUUCUCAAAUACUUGUCAUUCAGAAACAUUACAAAGAUCAACAAAAUAGGAGAAUUACACGGAGCGAACUAAUCCAACGAGUCAGAAGCAUAACCGGAGACAAGUUACUAGUUCACAUCAUCAAAGCUUGUGGACAUAAAGUACAACACUAAAUCUCCAUUGCAGAUCACUUUGGCGUUUUUGUUUCAAGGACACAAUCACCAUGGUUGUAUUUGUCUGUUUACCAACUCCAAAAUGAUCAGGACUGGUAGAGUCCCUUUCUAUUGUUUUCCCAUGAUAGUGAUGAAAAAAAACUGUUCAUUAGAUUAUUUAAGAUCGAUUAGAUUAGGGUCUUAGCAACAUUAUUAAUGAAGAGAACAUUAACAAGUUAUCAUCUUGUUUUUCUUUUCACUCUUCUUCUUUCAAAAACAUUUGUAUUAUUGUCUGGCUUUGAGCUGAAGAAAAUUUCUGGUGGACUGAGUUUUACAAUAGUUCUCUCUCUGUCUUAAUCCCUCUACCCCUUGACUAAGUCAACGUCGUUGAAAACUUCAUGUUUCAAGCUCUUAUUCCCUCACACGGAAACUACUCGUAGAGAUAAAACUACAAAACUCAUAUUUAUUUGAUGCAACAGCACACUAAGAUCUUAGUUUAUUAAUUAUUAGUGGACACACCACUUCUAAGUAGAUGGAGGAAGUUCCCAACCUUGUGGAACCGGACCAUAAUCGUAGAUGACUUCUCUGUGGCAUGACCAAACCAGCUUUAUAGCCUCUGGUGUCCCUAUCCCGGCCCCUCUCGGGUCCCCCGCAGGUCCAAACC